GGCGUCCUUGUUCCACCCCUGCUGGGCAGGCAGAAAGAUAUAUCUACCCCUGCAUACCGAUACAGACAUACUUAAUUUACCCUACAAUCUGCCCCUGGAUGAGCCCACCUGUCUGGAGGGGAGCAACAAAACAUACUGGACUUUCUCUGCCAACGUAACGUUAUUUUUAACAACUCACAGCAGCACCGUUAGCUGGCUAAGCUAGCAGGAAGAGGUAGCUAACGACAGUUGGCUAAAACUCCUGCUCCGCUGAAGACCUCCCACUGCAAGGUGCUGGACCUUACAGACUCAGUUAUGUGAACUGCUCUGAUGUGUAGAUGUGUAAACCCUGACAGUGCCUGGCUAAGACAGCUCUUUAGCUGGUCUAGAGGACCAUACUAUAGCUGUGACAUAAACCUCCAACAGACCUGCCACUGAUUUGGCUGAACAGGUGUAUGUUGGCGUGGAUUGUAGCAUAAGUCCCCAGAGCAGCCUCUUCCCCUCCACUCCCUCUGCUCUCCCUGUAGGACUAUGCCUCUGGGUUUGGGAAGAAGGAAGAAGGCGUCCCCGUUAGUGGAGAACGAGGAAGCAGAGCCCAUCCGCGCAGGUCUCAAUGUGCCGGGUAUGGAUGGCCUAGAUGGGGGUGUUGUUGGGCUGGGAGAAGGUGCCACCUCUGAAGGUCUGCCUCCCCCACCCAGCAGCAUGAGACCUCGCCUCAUCUUCCACACCCAGCUCGCUCACGGCAGCCCUACCGGCCGUAUUGAGGGUUUCAGCAAUGUCCGGGAACUCUAUGCCAAGAUUGGUGAGGCCUUUGGGAUACCACCAUCUGAGGUUAUGUUUUGCACACUGAACACUCAUAAGGUGGACAUGGACAAACUGUUGGGAGGUCAGAUUGGACUGGAGGACUUUAUUUUUGCCCACAUUAAAGGCCAAAAGAAGGAAAUAGACGUGUUCAAAGGGGAGGAUGCACUAGGGUUGACGAUCACUGAUAAUGGAGCUGGCUAUGCUUUCAUCAAGAGAAUCCGUGAGGGGAGCGUCAUCCACCAGAUUCAGGUUAUUAACGUGGGCGAUAUGAUCGAGUCUAUCAACGGCCAUCGCCUGAUAGGCUGCCGACACUAUGAGGUGGCCAAAAUGCUGAAGGAGCUGCCCAAAGGGAAGGAGUUCACCAUCAAGCUGGUGGAGCCUCUCAAGGCCUUUGAUAUGAUCAGCCAGCGGUCUGGAGGGUCCAGGUCGGCAUCAGGGGUUCAGCUGGGGACUGGCAGAGGAACCCUCCGGCUGCGAUCUAAAGGUCCUGCUACUGUGGAAGAACUGCCUUCUGCGUUUGAGGAAAAGGCCAUUGAGAAGGUGGACGACCUGCUUGAGAGCUACAUGGGCAUCAGAGACAGCGAGCUUGCGGCUACCAUGGUGGAGCUGGGAAAGGACAAAAAGAACCCUGAUGAGUUUGCCGAGGCUUUAGAUGAAACCCUGGGAGAUUUCGCCUUCCCUGAUGAAUUUGUUUUCGACGUCUGGGGUGCCAUCGGUGAUGCUAAGGUUGGGCGGGUGUAACCACAGAAACCAAUGGAGCAGAACAACUUCUGUGUGUGUGACGCCUACAACAUUAAGCACUACUAGGAAACACAACACUACCGUCAUGAGUUUGUUUUUAUUCCAGUGUAUACUCCUACUAUUUUUAAUUUAGAGUGUACCCUUUUGGGAGACUCUGCCUAGACAAAGAGGAUAAUACCAGUUAAUGGGAGAGGAAGGUGUCUGUGAUGACUUCCCAAGUGCUUUUAUUUGUCUUCCGGCUUUAUCCAGAAACUACAAGCACGCUGAUGAGCAUUCCCUUUGACCGCAUCACAUGAACCUGCAUGUCAUUGUUGUAGUUGCUGGCAGUGGAACAAGAACAGCACAAGUCUCUAAUAUGGGAGAAAUGAAAGACAACGGCUAACACAAAGUAGAUAUUUGAUACUUAGCAAAAAAAAAUGUGAUUUUUUUCUUUUUUUUUUUCCACAUUGCACUGUUGCACUGCGCUGUAAACCAACAAUAGACGUGAACAGAGAUUGCACUGUACCUCACCUGGUGAGCGGCACAGUUAUUGCACAGUACAAGGCAUCGGCCUCCCUGAAACACAGUACAGUGUCAUCCUGAAACACUCGAUGUUACUGUUACGGAUCGGUUUUACAAGCAUGUGCUGUUAUAUUUUUAUCUUCAUCAUGAAUUCUGCUGGUUUUCUGUUCUUUUGUUUGUUUGUUUUUUGUUGUUUUUUUAUGGUAAAAGAAAACAAUAUGGUUGCAGAAAGGUCGUAGUAAACUGUAGCUUCUGACUUAAAGAUCAGUGGUGUUUGCCCACUGACACACUCCAUGCUGUAAUGAAGUCAGCUGUGCAGACAGCAGCACAUUCCUUACUUUCAUACAUUUGACAGUGUUAAAAGAGAAUCAGUGUUAAUUGACCUUUUUACUGAAGGUCAAUAUGUGGGAAUGAGAAGCAGAUUGGUUUCCAGGUUUGUGGAUUGUGUGGAUUUUUUUUAUAGUUAGUGUUUUUAUAUAAAGUGAUGUGAUGUCUAUUUUAAAACAAGGUGUGUGAUGAAGAAUUUGAUCGUGUUGGAACUACUUAAUGGUUUUGAAGCAUUACAGAGAGCAGUAUUAAUGAAAAGAGAGAGGCAUGAGAUGGAGUAGUUGUGUAAGGAAAAAAAAAAAGAAAAAGGAUUUGUUAAGAACAAAAUGCCUUUAUUUUUUUCUCAUUUCAUGCAUUUUAUACAUUUUGUUAGAAGUAUGGAUUCUGGUGCAUGAUGGUGCUGAAAAAUGAAGUAUACUGUCACUGGAGCAGAAUGAUACCAAACUACUUCCAUCAUGUGUCCAGCAGUGACUUCAGAGGAAAAACAGGCAGUGUCGCACCCACUACUCAGCGUAGGUAAACACAUGUCUUAAAAAAAAAUCCUUUGGUGUUAACCUUUACAGUAUAUCCAAAUGUAUGAAGCUAUUUUGUAGUUUUGUUUCAUUCUUUACAGUUAAUGAAUAUCUAAAUGGGGUUAUGUAAUGAAACUGAUGCUAGAACACUGUAACACUGAGAAGAAGACAUUAUUUUGAUGGCUUUGUAUUACACUGUUGUCAUUGUCCAAUUAUAAUGCAAUAAUAACAUCAA
Seriola dumerili (greater amberjack) is the source of this 3099-nucleotide messenger RNA. RefSeq names its product PDZ domain-containing protein GIPC1-like (gene gipc1). Gene Ontology annotation, molecular function: protein binding. The record is from RefSeq and is a predicted model, not a curated record. Bases 511 to 1524 code for a protein of 337 amino acids. NCBI's taxonomy places the organism in Eukaryota, Metazoa, Chordata, Actinopteri, Carangiformes, Carangidae. The transcript has 7 exons.